Molecule: messenger RNA, 10884 nt
Organism: Lodderomyces elongisporus
Lineage: Eukaryota; Fungi; Ascomycota; Pichiomycetes; Serinales; Debaryomycetaceae
Exons: 2
Coding region: 1-10884 (3627 amino acids)
Source: RefSeq, a predicted model, not a curated record
AUGACUCAAGUGAGCAAUAUUUUUACAAGUUUCGACAGCAUAGUUUUCAACAAUGCAAGAAACCACCCAUACAGAGCCCCACAUGCAUCAUUUUACCGUGCAACGCUAUCAUGGGCAAUCAGCGGUGCUGAUGUGAAGCCAGGAGAUACAUUUGUAUUGAACAUGCCCAACGUGUACAAGUUUGUAACCAAUCAAGCGGGAGUGGACUUGGCCGUUGGAGGUAUCAGUUAUGCAAAAUGUACUUUGGUGUCCGGAGAAUGGUUGGUUUCGUACUCGCAAAUGCAAUGUGUGGUAACCUCUAACGUUAAAGAAAAUACUUUUGUUGAAGGUCAAAUCGACUUGCCUAUUUCCUUUAAUAUUGGCUCUACUUCUGAACCCGCAGACCUCCAGAGGGCAAAGGUUUUCAAAGCUGGUGACAAUGAACUUGUUUGGAGUGAUGGUGGAAGACCGCUCAUUCAAACUGUGAAUUUCGAAGCAGGUAACAACUAUAUCCCUAUCGGCGCUUCCAACGAUAAAAUUUUGAUAUAUGGUCAAUAUAGUGCACAGCUACAGGAGUUUGACGUGAGGGUGGUAGCUGGAGUAUGUCCAAACGGGUAUGCUAGUGGUACACUAGGAGUGUCUAAUGUUAAUACCCCAAUCGACUGUAACAAAAUUCGCACAGCAUUAGCCGAACAAUUCAAUGAUUGGUACAUACCAACCAGUGUUGAACCAUUUGAUUUUAAAAUAAGUUGUUCGUCUUCGUCGCUUGUAAUAUCUUACACCAAUGUUCCCUCUAAAUAUAGACCGAUGUUUGAUUUGAGGGUUCACCUCGAAUCGGAUGAAACAAUAAUUGGUUCCUGGAGAAACUCAUACCAAUGUCUUGGCGGUGGCACCUAUGAGAACUCCUAUAGGGUUGGAUGGACACCCGGUACGACCGAAAAUAUCGAUAUUAACAAUGGGUAUGUGGUUGAAGUGAUCACCAGUACCCACACGGAUUCAACAACAUUAAUAACUACGCAAAAUUUUGUUACUGGUGAAGAUAAAACAAAAACGGUAGUAGUAAAUGUCCCAGUUCCCACUGAGACUUUUAGAAAACCAUAUUGUGGUGCGCAAGUAUAUUAUAAAACAUAUACUGCCAUCCCAGGAGAAACAGCUUCCAUCAUAGAAUUACAACCGGAUCGCGACCUAUGUACAACUACUGUAUAUACCACGACAUGGACUAGAACUAAUUCCUAUGAAUCCAAAGUGACUGAAUCAGGUGUAGUUUCUGAAGACGGAAUAUCAACAGUCACUCUCACAACUUUUCCACCUCCAUUUACCACUAUGUACACAACGACAUGGACCAAGACUAACGAGGAUGGCUCGGAAGAGACAGACUCUGGUAUUGUUACGCAGUCGGAUGAGUCUCUUUCUACUGUGACUACGUUCCCACGUCCACAUACGACUAUGUACACAACGACAUGGACCAAGACUAACGAGGAUGGCUCGGAAGAGACAGACUCAGGUAUUGUUACGCAGUCGGAUGAGUCUCUUUCUACUGUGACUACGUUCCCACGUCCACAUACGACUAUGUACACAACUACAUGGACCAAGACUAACGAGGAUGGCUCGGAAGAGACAGACUCAGGUAUUGUUACGCAGUCGGAUGAGUCUCUUUCUACUGUGACUACGUUCCCACGUCCACAUACGACUAUGUACACAACGACAUGGACCAAGACUAACGAGGAUGGCUCGGAAGAGACAGACUCAGGUAUUGUUACACAAUCAGAUGAGUCUCUUUCUACUGUGACUACGUUCCCACGUCCACAUACGACUAUGUACACAACUACAUGGACCAAGACUAACGAGGAUGGCUCGGAAGAGACAGACUCAGGUAUUGUUACGCAGUCGGAUGAGUCUCUUUCCACUGUGACUACGUUCCCACGUCCACAUACGACUAUGUACACAACAACAUGGACCAAGACUAACGAGGAUGGUUCUGAAGAGACAGACUCAGGUAUUGUUACGCAGUCGGAUGAGUCUCUUUCUACUGUGACUACAUUCCCACGUCCACAUACGACUAUGUACACAACUACAUGGACCAAGACUAACGAGGAUGGCUCGGAAGAGACAGACUCAGGUAUUGUUACACAAUCAGAUGAGUCUCUUUCUACUGUGACUACGUUCCCACGUCCACAUACGACUAUGUACACAACUACAUGGACCAAGACUAACGAGGAUGGCUCGGAAGAGACAGACUCAGGUAUUGUUACACAAUCAGACGAGUCUCUUUCCACUGUGACUACGUUCCCACGUCCACAUACGACUAUGUACACAACGACAUGGACCAAGACUAACGAGGAUGGCUCGGAAGAGACAGACUCUGGUAUUGUUACACAAUCAGACGAGUCUCUUUCUACUGUGACUACGUUCCCACGUCCACAUACGACUAUGUACACAACGACAUGGACCAAGACUAACGAGGAUGGCUCGGAAGAGACAGACUCAGGUAUUGUUACACAAUCAGACGAGUCUCUUUCUACUGUGACUACGUUCCCACGUCCACAUACGACUAUGUACACAACGACAUGGACCAAGACUAACGAGGAUGGCUCGGAAGAGACAGACUCAGGUAUUGUUACGCAGUCGGAUGAGUCUCUUUCUACUGUGACUACGUUCCCACGUCCACAUACGACUAUGUACACAACGACAUGGACCAAGACUAACGAGGAUGGCUCGGAAGAGACAGACUCAGGUAUUGUUACGCAGUCAGAUGAGGACCUCAAGACAAUCACCACAUUCCCACGUCCACAUACGACUAUGUACACAACGACAUGGACCAAGACUAACGAGGAUGGCUCGGAAGAGACAGACUCAGGUAUUGUUACACAGUCAGAUGAGUCUCUUUCCACUGUGACUACGUUCCCACGUCCACAUACGACUAUGUACACAACGACAUGGACCAAGACUAACGAGGAUGGCUCGGAAGAGACAGACUCAGGUAUUGUUACACAGUCAGAUGAGUCUCUUUCCACUGUGACUACGUUCCCACGUCCACAUACGACUAUGUACACAACGACAUGGACCAAGACUAACGAGGAUGGCUCGGAAGAGACAGACUCAGGUAUUGUUACGCAGUCGGAUGAGUCUCUUUCUACUGUGACUACGUUCCCACGUCCACAUACGACUAUGUACACAACUACAUGGACCAAGACUAACGAGGAUGGCUCGGAAGAGACAGACUCAGGUAUUGUUACGCAGUCGGAUGAGUCUCUUUCUACUGUGACUACGUUCCCACGUCCACAUACGACUAUGUACACAACUACAUGGACCAAGACUAACGAGGAUGGCUCGGAAGAGACAGACUCAGGUAUUGUUACACAGUCAGAUGAGUCUCUUUCCACUGUGACUACGUUCCCACGUCCACAUACGACUAUGUACACAACUACAUGGACCAAGACUAACGAGGAUGGUUCGGAAGAGACAGACUCAGGUAUUGUUACGCAGUCGGAUGAGUCUCUUUCUACUGUGACUACGUUCCCACGUCCACAUACGACUAUGUACACAACGACAUGGACCAAGACUAACGAGGAUGGCUCGGAAGAGACAGACUCAGGUAUUGUUACGCAGUCGGAUGAGUCUCUUUCCACUGUGACUACGUUCCCACGUCCACAUACGACUAUGUACACAACUACAUGGACCAAGACUAACGAGGAUGGCUCGGAAGAGACAGACUCAGGUAUUGUUACACAGUCAGAUGAGUCUCUUUCCACUGUGACUACGUUCCCACGUCCACAUACGACUAUGUACACAACUACAUGGACCAAGACUAACGAGGAUGGUUCGGAAGAGACAGACUCAGGUAUUGUUACGCAGUCGGAUGAGUCUCUUUCUACUGUGACUACGUUCCCACGUCCACAUACGACUAUGUACACAACGACAUGGACCAAGACUAACGAGGAUGGCUCGGAAGAGACAGACUCAGGUAUUGUUACGCAGUCGGAUGAGUCUCUUUCCACUGUGACUACGUUCCCACGUCCACAUACGACUAUGUACACAACUACAUGGACCAAGACUAACGAGGAUGGCUCGGAAGAGACAGACUCAGGUAUUGUUACGCAAUCAGAUGAGUCUCUUUCCACUGUGACUACAUUCCCACGUCCACAUACGACUAUGUACACAACGACAUGGACCAAGACUAACGAGGAUGGCUCGGAAGAGACAGACUCUGGUAUUGUUACGCAGUCAGAUGAGGACCUCAAGACAAUCACCACAUUCCCACGUCCACAUACGACUAUGUACACAACGACAUGGACCAAGACUAACGAGGAUGGUUCUGAAGAGACAGACUCUGGUAUUGUUACACAAUCAGAUGAGUCUCUUUCUACUGUGACUACAUUCCCACGUCCACAUACGACUAUGUACACAACGACAUGGACCAAGACUAACGAGGAUGGCUCGGAAGAGACAGACUCUGGUAUUGUUACACAAUCAGAUGAGUCUCUUUCUACUGUGACUACAUUCCCACGUCCACAUACGACUAUGUACACAACUACAUGGACCAAGACUAACGAGGAUGGCUCGGAAGAGACAGACUCAGGUAUUGUUACACAAUCAGAUGAGUCUCUUUCUACUGUGACUACGUUCCCACGUCCACAUACGACUAUGUACACAACGACAUGGACCAAGACUAACGAGGAUGGUUCUGAAGAGACAGACUCAGGUAUUGUUACGCAGUCGGAUGAGUCUCUUUCUACUGUGACUACGUUCCCACGUCCACAUACGACUAUGUACACAACUACAUGGACCAAGACUAACGAGGAUGGCUCGGAAGAGACAGACUCAGGUAUUGUUACGCAGUCGGAUGAGUCUCUUUCUACUGUGACUACGUUCCCACGUCCACAUACGACUAUGUACACAACGACAUGGACCAAGACUAACGAGGAUGGCUCGGAAGAGACAGACUCAGGUAUUGUUACGCAGUCGGAUGAGUCUCUUUCUACUGUGACUACGUUCCCACGUCCACAUACGACUAUGUACACAACGACAUGGACCAAGACUAACGAGGAUGGUUCCGAAGAGACAGACUCAGGUAUUGUUACGCAGUCGGAUGAGUCUCUUUCUACUGUGACUACGUUCCCACGUCCACAUACGACUAUGUACACAACGACAUGGACCAAGACUAACGAGGAUGGCUCGGAAGAGACAGACUCUGGUAUUGUUACGCAGUCGGAUGAGUCUCUUUCCACUGUGACUACAUUCCCACGUCCACAUAAGACUAUGUACACAACGACAUGGACCAAGACUAACGAGGAUGGCUCGGAAGAGACAGACUCUGGUAUUGUUACGCAGUCGGAUGAGUCUCUUUCUACUGUGACUACGUUCCCACGUCCACAUACGACUAUGUACACAACUACAUGGACCAAGACUAACGAGGAUGGUUCUGAAGAGACAGACUCAGGUAUUGUUACGCAGUCGGAUGAGUCUCUUUCUACUGUGACUACGUUCCCACGUCCACAUACGACUAUGUACACAACGACAUGGACCAAGACUAACGAGGAUGGCUCGGAAGAGACAGACUCAGGUAUUGUUACGCAGUCGGAUGAGUCUCUUUCCACUGUGACUACGUUCCCACGUCCACAUACGACUAUGUACACAACUACAUGGACCAAGACUAACGAGGAUGGCUCGGAAGAGACAGACUCAGGUAUUGUUACGCAAUCAGAUGAGUCUCUUUCCACUGUGACUACAUUCCCACGUCCACAUACGACUAUGUACACAACGACAUGGACCAAGACUAACGAGGAUGGCUCGGAAGAGACAGACUCUGGUAUUGUUACGCAGUCAGAUGAGGACCUCAAGACAAUCACCACAUUCCCACGUCCACAUACGACUAUGUACACAACGACAUGGACCAAGACUAACGAGGAUGGCUCGGAAGAGACAGACUCAGGUAUUGUUACGCAGUCGGAUGAGUCUCUUUCUACUGUGACUACGUUCCCACGUCCACAUACGACUAUGUACACAACGACAUGGACCAAGACUAACGAGGAUGGCUCGGAAGAGACAGACUCAGGUAUUGUUACGCAGUCGGAUGAGUCUCUUUCCACUGUGACUACGUUCCCACGUCCACAUACGACUAUGUACACAACUACAUGGACCAAGACUAACGAGGAUGGCUCGGAAGAGACAGACUCUGGUAUUGUUACGCAGUCGGAUGAGUCUCUUUCCACUGUGACUACAUUCCCACGUCCACAUACGACUAUGUACACAACGACAUGGACCAAGACUAACGAGGAUGGCUCGGAAGAGACAGACUCAGGUAUUGUUACGCAGUCGGAUGAGUCUCUUUCUACUGUGACUACGUUCCCACGUCCACAUACGACUAUGUACACAACGACAUGGACCAAGACUAACGAGGAUGGUUCCGAAGAGACAGACUCAGGUAUUGUUACGCAGUCGGAUGAGUCUCUUUCUACUGUGACUACGUUCCCACGUCCACAUACGACUAUGUACACAACGACAUGGACCAAGACUAACGAGGAUGGCUCGGAAGAGACAGACUCUGGUAUUGUUACGCAGUCGGAUGAGUCUCUUUCCACUGUGACUACAUUCCCACGUCCACAUAAGACUAUGUACACAACGACAUGGACCAAGACUAACGAGGAUGGCUCGGAAGAGACAGACUCAGGUAUUGUUACGCAGUCGGAUGAGUCUCUUUCCACUGUGACUACGUUCCCACGUCCACAUACGACUAUGUACACAACUACAUGGACCAAGACUAACGAGGAUGGCUCGGAAGAGACAGACUCAGGUAUUGUUACGCAAUCAGAUGAGUCUCUUUCCACUGUGACUACAUUCCCACGUCCACAUACGACUAUGUACACAACGACAUGGACCAAGACUAACGAGGAUGGCUCGGAAGAGACAGACUCUGGUAUUGUUACGCAGUCAGAUGAGGACCUCAAGACAAUCACCACAUUCCCACGUCCACAUACGACUAUGUACACAACGACAUGGACCAAGACUAACGAGGAUGGCUCGGAAGAGACAGACUCUGGUAUUGUUACACAAUCAGAUGAGUCUCUUUCUACUGUGACUACAUUCCCACGUCCACAUACGACUAUGUACACAACUACAUGGACCAAGACUAACGAGGAUGGCUCGGAAGAGACAGACUCAGGUAUUGUUACACAAUCAGAUGAGUCUCUUUCUACUGUGACUACGUUCCCACGUCCACAUACGACUAUGUACACAACUACAUGGACCAAGACUAACGAGGAUGGCUCGGAAGAGACAGACUCAGGUAUUGUUACACAGUCAGAUGAGUCUCUUUCCACUGUGACUACGUUCCCACGUCCACAUACGACUAUGUACACAACAACAUGGACCAAGACUAACGAGGAUGGCUCGGAAGAGACAGACUCAGGUAUUGUUACGCAGUCGGAUGAGUCUCUUUCUACUGUGACUACGUUCCCACGUCCACAUACGACUAUGUACACAACUACAUGGACCAAGACUAACGAGGAUGGCUCGGAAGAGACAGACUCAGGUAUUGUUACGCAGUCGGAUGAGUCUCUUUCUACUGUGACUACGUUCCCACGUCCACAUACGACUAUGUACACAACGACAUGGACCAAGACUAACGAGGAUGGCUCGGAAGAGACAGACUCAGGUAUUGUUACACAAUCAGACGAGUCUCUUUCUACUGUGACUACGUUCCCACGUCCACAUACGACUAUGUACACAACGACAUGGACCAAGACUAACGAGGAUGGCUCGGAAGAGACAGACUCAGGUAUUGUUACGCAGUCGGAUGAGUCUCUUUCUACUGUGACUACGUUCCCACGUCCACAUACGACUAUGUACACAACGACAUGGACCAAGACUAACGAGGAUGGCUCGGAAGAGACAGACUCUGGUAUUGUUACGCAGUCAGAUGAGGACCUCAAGACAAUCACCACAUUCCCACGUCCACAUACGACUAUGUACACAACGACAUGGACCAAGACUAACGAGGAUGGCUCGGAAGAGACAGACUCUGGUAUUGUUAUGCAGUCAGAUGAGGACCUCAAGACAAUCACCACAUUCCCACGUCCACAUACGACUAUGUACACAACGACAUGGACCAAGACUAACGAGGAUGGCUCGGAAGAGACAGACUCUGGUAUUGUUACACAGUCAGAUGAGUCUCUUUCUACUGUGACUACGUUCCCACGUCCACAUACGACUAUGUACACAACGACAUGGACCAAGACUAACGAGGAUGGCUCGGAAGAGACAGACUCAGGUAUUGUUACACAAUCAGACGAGUCUCUUUCUACUGUGACUACGUUCCCACGUCCACAUACGACUAUGUACACAACGACAUGGACCAAGACUAACGAGGAUGGCUCGGAAGAGACAGACUCUGGUAUUGUUACACAAUCAGAUGAGUCUCUUUCCACUGUGACUACGUUCCCACGUCCACAUACGACUAUGUACACAACGACAUGGACCAAGACUAACGAGGAUGGCUCGGAAGAGACAGACUCAGGUAUUGUUACACAGUCAGAUGAGUCUCUUUCCACUGUGACUACGUUCCCACGUCCACAUACGACUAUGUACACAACAACAUGGACCAAGACUAACGAGGAUGGCUCGGAAGAGACAGACUCAGGUAUUGUUACGCAGUCGGAUGAGUCUCUUUCUACUGUGACUACGUUCCCACGUCCACAUACGACUAUGUACACAACUACAUGGACCAAGACUAACGAGGAUGGCUCGGAAGAGACAGACUCAGGUAUUGUUACGCAGUCGGAUGAGUCUCUUUCUACUGUGACUACGUUCCCACGUCCACAUACGACUAUGUACACAACGACAUGGACCAAGACUAACGAGGAUGGCUCGGAAGAGACAGACUCAGGUAUUGUUACACAGUCAGAUGAGUCUCUUUCCACUGUGACUACGUUCCCACGUCCACAUACGACUAUGUACACAACGACAUGGACCAAGACUAACGAGGAUGGCUCGGAAGAGACAGACUCAGGUAUUGUUACACAAUCAGACGAGUCUCUUUCUACUGUGACUACGUUCCCACGUCCACAUACGACUAUGUACACAACGACAUGGACCAAGACUAACGAGGAUGGCUCGGAAGAGACAGACUCAGGUAUUGUUACGCAGUCGGAUGAGUCUCUUUCUACUGUGACUACGUUCCCACGUCCACAUACGACUAUGUACACAACGACAUGGACCAAGACUAACGAGGAUGGCUCGGAAGAGACAGACUCUGGUAUUGUUACGCAGUCAGAUGAGGACCUCAAGACAAUCACCACAUUCCCACGUCCACAUACGACUAUGUACACAACGACAUGGACCAAGACUAACGAGGAUGGUUCCGAAGAGACAGACUCUGGUAUUGUUACACAGUCAGAUGAGUCUCUUUCCACUGUGACUACGUUUCCCCGUAAUGAAAAUUUAAGUAGCUACUCAGUUUUGUAUUCUAUCGAAUCCUCAAUUGUAGAUUCGAUUGAGUAUUCAAGCGAGUUUUUGACAGAGGAAACCAACGACAGUUCAAGCGAAGAUUUGACCCAAGCGUCCACCGAUAGCUCGAUUGACGAUACAAUAGAAAGUUCGAUUGAGGAUUUUACUGAAGAGACAAUCGAAAGUACAAUUGAAGACUCUACUGAGGAGCCGACUGAAAGUACAAUUGAAGAUUUUACUGAAGAGACAACCGAAUGCACGACCGAAGACACGACCGAAGACACAGCAGAAAGUACGACCGAAGAUUUUACGGAAGAGCCGACUGAAAGUUCGAUUGAGGAUUUUACUGAAGAGACAAUCGAAAGUACAAUUGAAGACUCUACUGAGGAGCCGACUGAAAGUACAAUUGAAGAUUUUACUGAAGAGACAACCAAAUUCACGACCGAAGGCACAGCAGAAAGUACGACCGAAGAUUUUACGGAAGAGCCGACUGAAAGUACGAUUGAGGAUUUUACUGAAGAGACAAUCGAAAGUACAAUUGAAGACUCUACUGAGGAGCCGACUGAAAGUACAAUUGAAGAUUUUACUGAAGAGACAAUCGAAUGCACGACCGAAGGCACAGCAGAAAGUACGACCGAAGAUUUUACGGAAGAGCCUACUGAAAGUACGAUUGAAGACUCUACUGAGGAGCUGACUGAAAGUACGAUUGAGGAUUUUACUGAAGAGACAAUCGAAUGCACGAAAGAGGACACAGCAGAAAGUACGACCGAAGAUUUUACGGAAGAGCCUACUGAAAGUACGAUUGAAGACAAGACGGUAAGUACGUCAGGGGAGUCAACUGAGUGUGCAACAGAGGAUACGGUGAAAACGAAGACAGAGUAUUCGACUGAAUAUACUACGGAAUGUACGAUAGAGAAGACAUUAAAGGUUACGACGAGGGUUUACACGGUCACGUGGACCAAGACCAAUGAGGAUGGAUCUGAGGAGACAGACUCCGGUAUAGUGACACAAUCCAACGAGCUUUUAUCGACUAUUUCGACAUUCCCACGUCCCACGAUCAUUACUACUGAAUUUACCAAAACAUGGACGAGAACUAAUGAUGAUUUUAUUGUUGUUACAGAAUCAGGUAUUGUCACUCAAUCAGGAGAUUCGUUGAAAACCAUGACCACAUUUGAGCCUUCGAGAAAAGCCAAGACAACAAUUUACACUACGGUUUGUGUCACUACGGAUGAGCACGGUGUUACUAUAACGAAGUCUGGAGUUGUUUUACAGUCCGAUGAUGACGUGAAGACUAUGACAAAGCAGCGUUCUUCGAACGCCCCACCAAAGAGUUAUUUGAGUAGUAGCACACGUGGAGGUUCCACUAUCCCAAAUAUUACUUCUGAGUAUGCUGGUUUAUCAUCGAAACAACUUCCAUCGCUAUUAGCAGUCGUAUUUGCUAUACUGGCAAUAUUCAUUUAG